AUGUCUCUGCCUGACUUUUCGAACGCCGACAACCUGGCUAAGCUCAACGACUUUCUGAGCUCGAAGUCGUACAUCGACGGUCACGAGGCCUCGCAGGCCGACGUGGCCGUUUACGAGACCAUCAAGGGCCCCGUUGACGCGGCUAAGUACCCCAACGUGUCUCGUUGGCAGGAGCACAUCAAGUCGUUCGAGGCUGAGCACGCUGGUCUCUCCGGCGACAAGGCCAAGGCGGCUGAGCUCCUCAACUUCGGCAACGCUGAGGAGGACGUUGACCUGUUCGGCUCGGACGACGAGGAGGAGGAUGCUGAGGCGGCCCGCAUUAAGGCUGAGCGUGUGAAGGAGUACGAGGCUCGCAAGGCGGCUAAGGGUCCUGGUCCCGUCGCCAAGAGCGUCGUCACCUUCGAGGUCAAGCCUUGGGACGACGAGACCAACAUGGAAGAGCUCGAGAAGGAGGUCCGUGCCAUUGAGAUGGACGGUCUCGUCUGGGGUGCUAGCAAGCUCGUCCCCAUUGGCUACGGUGUGAGCAAGCUGCAGAUCACCAUUGUGGUCGAGGACGACAAGGUGUCGAUGGACGAGCUCCAGGAGCGUGUCCAGGAGAUUGAGGACUACGUCCAGUCGUCGGACAUUGCUGCGAUGCAGAAGCUCUAA
Messenger RNA from Malassezia sympodialis ATCC 42132, 648 nucleotides. It is a transcript of the gene EFB1, whose product is annotated as translation elongation factor 1 subunit beta. Gene Ontology annotation, biological process: translational elongation. Gene Ontology annotation, molecular function: translation elongation factor activity; guanyl-nucleotide exchange factor activity. The record is from RefSeq and is a predicted model, not a curated record. Gene Ontology annotation, cellular component: cytosol; eukaryotic translation elongation factor 1 complex. NCBI's taxonomy places the organism in Eukaryota, Fungi, Basidiomycota, Malasseziomycetes, Malasseziales, Malasseziaceae.